This is a messenger RNA of Mytilus trossulus (common blue mussel), 2571 nucleotides long. RefSeq lists its product as uncharacterized. Lineage: Eukaryota; Metazoa; Mollusca; Bivalvia; Mytilida; Mytilidae. The transcript has 3 exons. Bases 1 to 2571 code for a protein of 856 amino acids. Gene Ontology annotation, biological process: DNA integration. Gene Ontology annotation, molecular function: zinc ion binding; nucleic acid binding. The record is from RefSeq and is a predicted model, not a curated record.
AUGAAGGAGAGGGAGAAAUUAAAAGAACUUGAAAUGAGGGAAAGGCUAGAGAUGGAGAAACUGAAAAUUGAAAUGGUCAAAGAAGAAAGCAACACUAAAGUUCACUCGAAAUCAGAUUAUUUUGAUGCAGCAAAAAACAUACGUUUGGUUCCAAAAUUUUGUGAAAAAACAGUUGAUAAAUAUUUUCCACAGUUUGAGAAAAUUGCUAACAAUUUGAAAUGGCCUAUGCCGUAUUGGACUACGAUGCUGCAAAGUGUUUUUGAGGGGAAGGCCGCUGAAAUAUACUCCGCACUUCCAUCAGAAAAAAGUUCCGAUUAUGACACGGUUAAACAGGAAGUUUUGAAAGCUUAUGAGCUAGUACCAGAAGCAUAUAGACAGAAAUUUAGAUCUUAUAAAAAGUUUGAUUCACAAACAUAUGUGGAAUUUGCUCGGGAAAAAGAAGAUCUAUUUGACAAAUGGCUUACGUCAAAGAAAACAGAUAACAAUUUUGAUAACCUAAGACAAUUGAUAUUAUUAGAAGAGUUCAAACUAUGUGUUCAUUUAGACUUAAAAACACAUUUAGACGACAAAACUGUUGAGUCAAUACAUGAUGCAGCUGUCAUUUCAGAUAAUUAUACUCUUUCACAUAAAAGAAGUUUCAAGGGUCAAAAUGUCAAUACUUCCAGUGGAAAUUACAAAAAUCAAAGCAAUGAGCGUACUGAUAGUAAGCCUGUUGCACAGAAUAAGAGUCAGUCCAGUUAUAAUAUGUCUAGUCCAAAAUUUGAUACUUUUGAGAAGAAGUCACUGACUUGUGCUUAUUGUAAGAAGAUUGGUCACCUGAUGGCUGAUUGUUUUAGACUCCAGAAGAAGAAUGAACGAGAUAAUAAGCCGAAGACCAGUGCUUGUACGACACCUUAUAUUACCAGUACAUUGGAAUGCCCUGCGCGUCAGGCUUUUAAGUCCAGUUUUUGUGAUUACAUGGAGGAAUACAAACCCUUUAUGUCUGAUGGGUUUGUUUCUAUUGUUGAUGAUACCACUCUUCAGCCUAUUAAGAUUUUACGGGACACUGGAGCUUCUCAGACUUUAUUGUUAGAAGGUGUGUUGCCUUUGUCCGAGAAUACUUCUGUUGGUGCCUCCGUUUUGUUACAAGGUGUAGAGUUAGGUUGUAUAGAUGUUCCUCUCCAUCGUAUUUAUCUGAAGUCAGAUUUGAUAACUGGACCAGUUGUUGUAGGUGUUCGUCCUAAUCUCCCUGUUGAGGGUGUUACAUUAUUGCUAGGAAAUGAUCUAGCUAGGAACAAAGUGGUUGCUGAACCAAUUGUUACCAGUGAACCAGUGGUGGAUGUUAAAUCACCUGAAGAUGAUGCUGAAUUGUAUCCAGCUUGUGUUGUUACUAGGGCGAUGGCUAGAAAACAACAAAAUCAGAAUUUGCAAAAAGACAAGUUUGAUUACAUGGACCUUUCUGACACUUUUAUAGCUGACAUUGAAGGUCCUGGUAGCUCAGAAAAGGCCAUUACAAAACCACCUAGUGUUAACAAGAAUGUUAUUAUGCCAUGGCCAGACGUUAACAGCCAUUCAUUAGACCGAAAGAAUUUAUCUGAAGAACAACAUAAAGACCCUGAGGUUCUUCAGCUCAGCCAGAGAGCUCAACCACAGGAGGAAGCAGACAAAGUGGCCGAAUGCUAUUACCAUCAGGAAGGCAUUUUAAUGAGAAAGUGGAGGCCUCCUGAUGCUACCCCAGAGGAGGAAUGGAGAGUGGUGUACCAAGUGGUGGUGCCUAAAGUUUAUAGGCAAGAAAUUAUUGGUCUUGCCCAUGACACCCCCUUGGCUGGACACUUAGGUAUAAGGAAGACUUGCCUAAAAAUAUUGCAACAUUUCUACUGGCCCAGACUUAGAAACGAUGUUGCAGAAUACUGCAAAUCAUGCCAUAUAUGCCAGGUUGUUGGUAAGCCUAACCAGAAAAUACCACCAGCACCUCUUCUGCCUAUUCCAGCCUUUGACGAACCUUUCAGCAGAGUUCUAAUUGACUGCGUUGGACCUUUACCAAAGACCAAGACUGGAAAUGCAUAUUUAUUGACAAUCAUGUGUACAUCUACUCGCUUUCCUGAAGCUAUUCCGCUCAGAAAUAUCAAGACAACUACUAUCGUCAAAGCUUUGAUCAAAUUUUUCACAUUAGUAGGACUUCCUAAGUCUAUACAGUCCGACCAGGGAUCAAAUUUCAUGUCAGGUUUAUUUCAGCAAGUCGUAUACCAGUUAGGGAUUGCUCAAUACAGAUCAAGUGCUUAUCAUCCAGAAUCUCAAGAUGUGCCUAACAAAACAACUGCUGUUUGUCAUGAUGUUGAUGUAGGAGAUGCUUCUCCAAUUAAGCAACAUCCUUACCGGCUCAAUCCACUCAAACUUGAAGUUAUGAGAAAAGAAAUUAAAUAUAUGCUUGACAAUGAUAUUAUUGAGCCGAGUAACAGUGAAUGGAGCUCUCCUUGUCUCCUUGUGCCAAAACCAGAUAAAACCUUUCGUUUCGUGACUGAUUUCAGAAAAUGGUGUGAUAUUUUACAGGUGCCUGAUCUCCGACUCAUCAGUGGGAAAACUGAUACCUAG